AUGACGGACGUCGAGGGUGGAGAGGGGUGGGGACGCCCGGCGGCGGGCGUGGUGCGCGUGUGGCCGCCGUGCCUGGCCGUGGGCGUGGCCACCAAGGUGACGGUCCAUAUCAACCUGCCGAGGGAGGCGACGUCCAGAGCGCUGGUCGUCAAUGGCCCCAGCCUGGAGAGCGGGGAGUACUUCCCGCUGCGCGCCACCGGCGGCGAGACGGGCGCCAGCGUGGAGCUGACGGGCACGGAGGCAGGCAUCAUAUGGCUGGCGGUCGUCAGCGUCAACGGGGAGACGCCCUUCGUCAGCCCCAGGGUGCCCCUGCUGGCCGUCCCCCAGCCUUGCUUCGUGGAGAUGGUGGCCCAGGUGAACAUCAAGCUGGACCUCCUCCAAGACAUGGGCUGGGGCCCCGCCGACGCCCACCUCUUCACCUGGAACGAGACCACCUGGCUGGCCUCCGACUACAACUUCCUGCUGCAGCACUGCCCCGCCGGCGCGCGCGCCGACAGGGAGGGGGAUGAAGGGCCGGACGUGCAGGCGUUCUUCGAAAAGCUGGGCGAGCUACUGCUGUACCUGUUCAGCGUCCAGUCCUGGGAGAUGGCCGCCUUCCUGCUGCGCCGGGUGCACGAGAACACGGGCCUGUCGCUGACGUUCAGCGACCGGCCGCUGGAGGCGUCGACGAUCUCCGGCCCCGAGCUGAAGCGCCUCUCGCACACCCUGACGGACGGCCUCAACGCCCAGGCGGGCUUCAGCCGCAGCGCAUCAUUACUAUUGCCUGAAGCCCCCGGAGACGGUCGAUCGGACGCCGCCGGGACCAGCACAUCAGCGAUCGGCAGCCCUGGGCGCUGCGAGCCCCUGGGCGGGGCCUCUGGGUCCCGGGGCCCAGGGGAGGCGUCGCCGGGAUCGACGUCCGGGGACGGAUGGGACAAGAGCGCGGGCGGGUGGGGCGGAGAGGAGGGGCGGGGCAGCGGGCGGGCGGGCGGUGGCCGGGGGCACUGGUGGCUCUCGGGCUUCGGGGAUCCCGUCAUGGAGCAGCGCUUCGCGGAGUACUUCAACAACCGGUGCUCGUCGCUGGAACUGGUGGUGGCCAUCUUUGCGCUGUACGCCAAGAUAUGGUUCUGCAGCAACUGUCGAGGAGGAUUUUGGGCGCCGGCAACUGCCCUGCUGACACCGCUGGUGUACUGCUUCUCCCUUGGCGGGGGGAAGCUGUACGUUCACAGCCGUGAGCUGCUGGUGACGAUGCUGUUCAUGCUGCUUGCGGCGUGCUGCGUGCUUUCCGCCAUCUGGGGGGUGUUGCCGGCAUACCUGAGCCAGCCAGGUCAGACAGCGCCACAAGUCUUGCAGAUGAUUCUGAAGGCGCUUGUGUUUCAGGUUCGAUUCCCGCGCCUCUUGGCGGUGUGUCUGAUGGACUGGGCGUGCACGAUCGGCUGCAUCACCUUGUACGGCAGCCAGGGGUUCAGCCACACGGACGGCGACCACGGCCUGGACGCCUCCCACCUCGUGCUCACGACGACGCUGGGCACGUUGCUGUGCAUGGCCUCCGGAUUCGUUGUGGAGCAACGGGCUCGGGAGAGGUUCAUGGCCAUUGACAGGAAGAACGCUUGA
This is a messenger RNA of Ostreobium quekettii, 1593 nucleotides long. NCBI's taxonomy places the organism in Eukaryota, Viridiplantae, Chlorophyta, Ulvophyceae, Bryopsidales, Ostreobiaceae. The record is from the annotation of a GenBank genome assembly.